AUGCUGGCGCAGUGCUCCUCCUCCUUCUACCCCAAGUUUAUGGCUUCUCUCCACACCAACACCACCAAUAACCCCAGCAGUACUCACAUCGCCAUGCCGCCGCGGCUUCAUCAGUUGCAGAAACAACGAAUCAUGAAGUCCGACAUCUUUGAAGAUCAAGAGAGUUUGUGCCUGAGACACAGCGACCGGUUGAGCCAAGCCGAGAUGCAUUCUUUAUACGACCAGCGACUCCCCAUCUCCAAUGGCGAAGCCAGCAGCAUUGCGGAAGUGACCCUUUUGUUCCGGUUACUGAGACAAGCUCGAUACCCUGUUUCGACAGAUGUGCUGCGCAGGUUCCAUGAUGGUAGAGGAGAGUUCAUGGCGUCUCUCAGCAAGGAGAUGGAUGGGCUGAUGAAUCUAUUUGAAGCGUCGAAUUUGAAUACUGGUGGGGAAUUAAUACUCUACAGGGCCAAUGAAUUCAGUAGCCAUCACCUCAGGUCCUACAUGGCAUCUUUGGGGCCAGAGUUUGCAGUAACUAUUGAACAUGUGCUGGAGACUCCAUCUCAUAUGACCUUGCAGAGAUUCCAAGCCAGGAAAUAUCUUGAUAGUGACAACUUCUAUCACAAUUUGCAUGUUCGAGAAUUGGGGGAGAUGGAUUUCACCAUGCUCCAGUCACUGCAUCAAAAGGAACUAAAACAAGUCACAAGAUGGUGGAAGAAGUCAGGAUUGGGCCAAGAGCUAGGGUUUGCUCGGGAUCAAUCCUUGAAGUGGUUCACUUGGACAAUGACAUGUCUACCAAACCCUAAAUUUUCAAGUUAUAGGGUUGUUCUCUCGAAGAUCAUCGCAUUUGUUUAUCUUCUUGACGAUAUUUUUGACGUGGAAGGAUCGAUCGACGAUCUCCAUCUCUUUGUACAGGCCAUUGAAAGAUGGGAUCACUCUUCAAUGGAUUCACUUCCCAACUACAUGAGGGUAUGCUUCAAGGAAUUAAAUAGCACUAUCAAUGAGAUUGCCGAAAUUGUGCUCAAGGAACAUGGAUGGAAUCCAAUCGAAUAUCUAAAGAAAUCAUGGAUACAAUUAAGUAAUGCAUUUUUAGUGGAAGCAAAAUUGUUGUCGAAAGACCAAGUCCCGACAAUGGAUGACUACAUGAAGAUUGCCACAAUUACUUGUGGUGUUCCUGCAGCCUUAAUGCACAUGUAUUUUCUAUUAGGACAUCGCACGACGAAUGAUCUCUGUGAAGAUCUGCCGAGUCUUAUAUCUUGUCCUUCGAGAAUUCUUCGACUUUGGGAUGACUUGGGAAGUGCAAAGGACGAAAAACAAAUUGGGAGGGAUGGCUCGUUGUUGAUUUGCAUGAUGAAGGAGAACCCACAUUGGUCGUUAGAAGUUGCAAAGGAAAAAGUAAUGCAAAUGAUAGAUGAAGAGUGGGAGGAGCUCAACAAGGAAUGCUUCAGUUCAUCGACCUCAACAUUCUCUCAAGAUUUUGUGACGGCUUGCUUGAAUAGUGCUAGGAUGGUGAGGGUGAUGUACAACUACAACGAGGAGCAUAACCUCCCCAUGCUUAAGGAGUAUAUAAACUUAUUGUUGUUUAAACAAAUUUAA
Molecule: messenger RNA, 1575 nt
Organism: Zingiber officinale
Lineage: Eukaryota; Viridiplantae; Streptophyta; Magnoliopsida; Zingiberales; Zingiberaceae
Product: (3S,6E)-nerolidol synthase 1-like
Exons: 8
Coding region: 1-1575 (524 amino acids)
Molecular function (GO): magnesium ion binding; terpene synthase activity
Source: RefSeq, a predicted model, not a curated record